AUGCCUCAUCAGCACACUUCUCCUGAAUCGCCUAUUGGCAAGAAUGUAACUGCUACCAUAGCCUACCAUAGCGGGCCGGCUCUUCCAACCUCCCCCAUCGCUGGUGUCACUACGCUCGAAGACUGCACUCAGCAGGUCGUAGCAGUUACGGAUAUCCGCCCUGCAGUCUCUUCUUUCACCCUGGAUGGUAAUGGCUUCCAGGUGGUCAAGCAUGUAUCAGCCGUCAGUUCUCCGCCGUAUGAUCACUCGUCGUGGACAGACCCAGUCAUUCGCAGCGAAGUGUAUGACCCCGAGAUCAUUGAACUGGCAAAGUCUAUCACUGGAGCAAAGAAAGUCAUGAUCCUGCUUGCUUCAUCUCGGAACGUUCCGUUCAAGGAGCCAGAGCUCGCCCCUCCCUACCCAAUGCCUUCAAAGUCGAGCAGUGGCCUCGAUGCGGGGAAGACUGGCCCAGCUGUUCAAGCUCAGCAUGAGCUCCCUACAACAAGGGCCAAAGGCUUUCAAAAGGGCGAAGAGGAAGGCCCAGUUCGAAAGCCUCAUAAGGACUGGGGUCCAUCCGGCGCGUGGAACACUCUUCGAAACUGGAGCCAUGAGCUCAUCGACGAGGCCUCCGAUAUCAUCAAGGCAGGCGAUGAGGCUGCUGAGCUGCCAGGUGGUAGAGCAAAGAACUACCAAGGCAGACGAUGGGCCCUUUAUACUACCUGGCGUCCACUGAAGCCUGUCAAGCGGGAUCCAAUGGCCUAUGUUGACUACUGGACAGCUGAUGAGGAAGACGGCGUGAGCUUCUGGCGAAACCCGCCGGGGGUAAAUGGAACAUUUGAGUCGGAUGUACUGCUGACCAAGGCCAAUCCGAAGCACAAGUGGUAUUGGAUCAGUGACCAGACUCCAGAAGAGGUUCUUCUUAUGAAAAUAAUGGAUACUGAGAGUGAGAAGGACGGGAGUGACAUAGCGGGAGGGGUUCAUCACUGUUCGUUUCAUCUGCCGGGAACUGAGAAGGAAGAAGUUAGGGAGAGUAUUGAGACCAAGUUUAUUGCAUUCUGGUAG
Molecule: messenger RNA, 1041 nt
Organism: Fusarium subglutinans
Lineage: Eukaryota; Fungi; Ascomycota; Sordariomycetes; Hypocreales; Nectriaceae
Product: GA4 desaturase
Exons: 1
Coding region: 1-1041 (346 amino acids)
Molecular function (GO): oxidoreductase activity
Source: RefSeq, a predicted model, not a curated record